Trypanosoma cruzi is the source of this 1689-nucleotide messenger RNA. RefSeq lists its product as uncharacterized. The record is from RefSeq and is a predicted model, not a curated record. Lineage: Eukaryota; Euglenozoa; Kinetoplastea; Trypanosomatida; Trypanosomatidae. The coding region runs from base 1 to 1689 and encodes 562 amino acids. The transcript has a single exon.
AUGCGCCCGGGAAAGCGCUUUACCUCACCGAAUGGUCCAAUGCCUUUUUAUUCGCAGUCGUCAAUUGCGGUGGAGCGUGGUCGGCAGCGAAUGGCGGGUGGAGUCGCCGCGUCUUCAUCGUACGCUCAACAACGGCGCCUGACCAAAAGCCGCGCGGCAUCAAGUAACGCCCGGCGUGCUGGGACUGUAGGUGCAAUGAGUGAGAAAGGCGUCGAGCAGCGGAGAGCAGCUUCGACCGAUGGGAGGCAGCGUGGGAAUUAUAAUACUAUCGCCAACAGUAACCCAGCGACUGGCAUCUCGUCUGAAGCACGGCGUGUCAGCUUUGUGAGGGGGAUGGAAUUGUCACCCGACGGCAGUUCCUACGUGACGCCUUCGACAAGAAAUCAUAAGAGUCACCACGGUAGCGGUGACAACGGCCAUCAGGUGCGACAGCUACUUUCGGAGUUGGUGGAAAUAAGUCACACAUUGGCCGAAUACUUGCAGGGUGAACCUUCUGCCUUUGUGCUCCAGCAGCAGGCAUCACCUAUCAACAGCGACGCUGGCUUUCCGACUCGCCCCCACUCUCAGAAGCAGGCGACUUUAAAAGCACAAGAAAUAGAGCGCAUCGUUAAACGUGUCGAGAGUCAUUUUUCGGAAAAGAUUGCCUCGAUGGAGAAGAAGGACAAGGAGCAAAUAGCAAUUAUUUUUGAACUGAGAAAAGAGCUUCAACGAUUACAACAGAAAGAUCGGCCUUUUUCCCCUCCUUUAUCGUCUAGCAGGGAAGGGGAUUUUAGAAAGUCAUCCCGUUCCGGUCAAUAUCCCACGGGCGCUUCUAACGGCAAUUAUACCGUCACCACCACCACCAAUACGAAUAAUAAUACUGCCGCUGCUAACAAGAAUGCCAAUGGUAACGGUCCUAGUGAACACGCUGCAGAGGUGGAAACCCUCCGGCGCAUGUUACAGGAGGAAAAGCGUCAGCGUCUGUUUGUGGAAGAGCAGACACAGUCCCUCUCGGAGCAACAUGGACGCGUUGUCAUGACACUUGAGCGGCGAUUACAGAAGCAGGAAGACCAACUGUGUGAGUUAAUUGCCUCGCUGGAACACCAGUCGCAAUUAACAUCAUCGUCGCCAAGUGCCCAGUCUCCACCUUCCUCACGCCCUUUACCUUCGACCGCAUUAUCCUCGCCGCGUCGGCUUUUGAGGCAACAGUUGACGCAACACGAACAGAACAAGCGAGUUCUCGAAGCGUAUCGUCGAAAUCUCCGUGGUACACAAGGGUUAACUACAACUACUAGAGAUAAUCUCUCAGCUGAUAAAAGCCAAACGAAUUCUAAUCAUGGCAAUGAUGAUGCUCUUGAUGAAAAUGACAUUUUAGUAGAACUUGGUCUUGCCGACCCCAAGCCUGUACUGCGCACUGAGUUUGGUACACGCAAUGUCGCACAGGCACCAAUACACUCUUCACUUUUGAAACAUUCUUCUCCCCUAACGCAACCUCGACAACAGCAACAAGCGAUAAACCAACAACCAUCGCCAGCACCACGGCAACAACAGCAACGCCCAUAUGAUGUUGAAAAGGUGGCGAAUGCGAUCGAUGCCAGUGUGGUCAACGGGGUUGUGGAGGUGGACGACAUUGCUGCGUUCUUGGACAACAUCACCCAGGAAUUAGAGAGCAUUGACGCAAUGGAGAAUGGGCGUGAAGGAGGAAUAUAG